Molecule: messenger RNA, 5933 nt
Organism: Oncorhynchus nerka (sockeye salmon)
Lineage: Eukaryota; Metazoa; Chordata; Actinopteri; Salmoniformes; Salmonidae
Product: lysine-specific demethylase 2A-like
Exons: 21
Coding region: 941-4729 (1262 amino acids)
Biological process (GO): protein demethylation; regulation of transcription by RNA polymerase II
Molecular function (GO): histone demethylase activity; protein binding; DNA binding
Source: RefSeq, a predicted model, not a curated record
GACGAGAUGAAAAUGGCGGCGGAUGGCUGACCGCCGACUAUCGGAUAUUAUACAUAUAUAACUGCGAUUUAAACCGGCGUUCUCUGUCGAUUUUAACAGAACUUAAUUGUCAUUUAAUAUUACCCGAUUUUUAACGAUUUCCUAAACUCUUUGGCUGGAGUUUUCCAAAAGACAAAACGGAAAGUUCCUUUGGAAAUAAUAGGUUACUCGCUGUCUGCGGUUGCAUUUUAAACUCGGACGUUCGUUUUAGUUUAGCUAACAGUUUGUUGUUCAGCAUAAGAAAAUGUGUGUGAACUAACGUUACUUGCCGCAAAUAACCCAGGACUGGUAACCCCCUCACCCCCCUCACCACCCUAAAACUAGCCAGACAAGUGUCUAAAUUGUAUCAAUAGUAAGCUACACUCUAUAGCUAACUUUAGCUAUAACCACGCUAAACGCUAGAUAAUGAACCACACUAUAAUCCCAAAUGCAAUAUUGGCGCUAUAAACACAAACUAAAACUUGUUGGUUAAUCCCAUUCUCUCGGUAGGGUUUUGUUGUGGUGAUCGACAACAAUGCUUCCCUUUAGUGGGGGAUAGCUAGCCUCUUUACUAUUUCACUAGCUAUGUCCUAGUAGUAAUUAUCUAUCGUUAGCUCUUUAUUCGUACGGUGUUAUUGAAUCAAAUCAAAAUGUCUUUAACUUGGCUACAUUGUUGACUGUAUUUUAGAUUUAGUUUGUCCGAUUUGAAAGGCUGUUUUUAACCCGCAAGUGACAGUAGACACAUCUGAUUUCUAGUAGUGCAAUGUUUAAGUUAGCUUAGCUCUGUCAAAUAAAGUCAAACUAUAUUUCCAAUCACGAGUUAGUUGUAGUGUUCAGCAGCUUGACAGCGCAGUCAGGGACCCACGUGUAUCGGCGAAUCGCCUACCAAAGCAGUCCACUGUCAAGUGACUGUCCAUAAAAUAUGGAAGAUAAGCGUCGACCACGGUUCAGCAAGCGACUGCGGUCGGGCACGAGGCGGCGCUACCAUGACGAUGGUAUCUCGGACGACGAGAUCGAGGGGAAGAGGACCUUUGACCUGGAGGAGAAGUUGAGGAGCGAAAGGUUCACCUCAGACAGGGUGAAACGCAUGGAGGGGAAAGACCUCACGUUUGAGUACAUCCAAAGAGGUGGGUUGAGGGACCCGAUCAUCUUUGAGAAGCCAGACGGACUGGGUAUCAAGAUGCCAGAUCCAGACUUCAGUGUGAACGACGUCAAGAUAUUUGUUGGCAGCAGGCGUAUGAUCGAUGUGAUGGAUGUGAGCACUCAGAAGGGUAUAGAGAUGUCUAUGGCCCAGUGGCGACGUUACUACGAGACGCCCCCCUCCCAGAGGGACAAACUCUACAACGUCAUCAGCCUGGAGUUUAGCCACACCAAACUGGAGAACCUGGUCCAGAGGCCUACAUCGGUGGACAUCAUAGACUGGGUGGACAACAUGUGGCCUCGGCACCUGAAGGAGAGACAGAGAGACUCUACCAACUCCAUCACAGACAUGCAGUACCCCAAAGUGCAGAAGUACUGUCUAAUGAGUGUGCAGGGCUGCUACACGGACUUCCACAUUGACUUCGGAGGUUCCUCGGUCUGGUACCACAUACUGCGGGGAGGCAAGGUAUUCUGGCUGAUCCCGCCCACGCCUCAGAACCUGGAGCUGUAUGAGGACUGGGUGUUGUCAGGGAAACAGGGAGACAUCUUCCUGGGAGACAAGGCCCAGGACUGUCAGAGGAUAGAGCUGAAGCAGGGCUAUACCUUCAUGAUCCCUUCAGGUUGGAUCCAUGCGGUCUACACUCCAGUGGACACCCUGGUGUUUGGGGGGAACUUUCUCCACAGCUUCAACAUCCCCAUGCAACUCAACAUCUACAGCAUUGAGGACAGGACACGGGUACCAGCUAAGUUCCGUUACCCGUUCUACUAUGAGAUGUGUUGGUACGUGUUGGAGAGAUACCUCUUCAGUCUGACCAACACUUCCUACCUCACGCCUGACUUCCAGAAACAUUCCCUGGGCAUCGGUCUUACGAGAGACCCCUCCACCUGUGAGUCCGUCAACGGCCACACCCAGAGGGAGGAUGAAGAGGAGGCUCCCCCGACGCGGGGCUCUAAGCCCGGGGUGAAGGUUCACCUGACGCCCUUUGAGCUGGAGGGGCUGUGGAACCUGCUGGGGAAGCUGGAGUCGCUGCCCUCACAGAAGAACUGUGUCCCGGCGGGCAUACACAAUGCUCCCGCGCUGCUGCACGACAUCAGGGCCCUGCUGAAGGAGCAUGCUAAUGACAUCCCCAAACUGUCCUACACUGGGAAGCCCAUCGUCAAGUGGCCCACUAGGCCGUCGUGGUACCAGCCUCCUCCCCCUCCUCCCCCGGUGGCUCGUCCCAAGCUGUCUGCCACGGUGGUGACCCCGCGACCCCAGAAGCCCGCCUCCUCCAUGUCCGUGCUGCGGCGGCGGCGCGUGCGGUGUAAGCGCUGCGAGGCGUGCGUCAGGACGGAGUGCGGGGACUGUAACUUCUGCAGGGACAUGAAGAAGUUCGGCGGGCCGGGGAAACUCAAACAGACCUGCGUGCUCCGACAGUGUCUGGCGCCGGGUCUGCCCCUGUCAGUGGUGUGUGAGCUCUGUGGAGAGGGGAACCAGGAGGGAGGAGAGGGGCCAGUCUUCGCCCUCACCCUCAUGGAGUGUUCCAACUGUGCCCAGAUAGCCCACCCCGCCUGCCUCAAGGUAACAGGGGAGGGUGUGGUGAACACCGAUCUGCCCAGCUGCUGGGAGUGUCCCAAAUGUGUUCUGGGAAUCACCGAUACUGAGGUGAAAGGGGACAAGAAUAAAAUGUUACACGCGAAACGCAAGUCUUCUUCGUAUCUCGACGGCCGCAUAGCUAAGAUCUACCGUCGCGGUGGUCACAGCGAUGACUCUGGCAGCGAUGAUGAUGAUGACGACGAUGAUGAGGAUGAGGAUGAUGAUGAAGGCUCCAGGGGCGGAGGAGGCGGCGGCGCGGGAAGGAAGAUGUCCGGACCACGCCCUCGCGGCAGUGGUUCCGCCUCUCGAAGAGGCUACGGGACUGGGAGGCGAGGCAUUUGGAGAGGCUCCUCCCACAGAGGGGCAGGCCGUGGGAGUGGGCUGGCCCCUCACUCCUCCCUGAAGAUGAGGCGUGGCAGAGGGGGGGUGGGGCGAGGGGACAUGGAGAGAGGCGGGAGAGUGCGCCUCCGGGGUGGCACCAGGAUGCAGAGACGCAGGGACGAGUCAGAGGAGGACGACAACGAUGAUGAUGAUGAUGACGACGAUGAAGAUGACGACAGCGAGGAAGAUCCGCAGCAUCACCACCAGCAUAAAGACCACCGGCAACGCCGCAGGCGGAGGAGAACGGACGACGAGGAAGACGACGAUGAAGACGAUGAUGAGGAAGACAGCUCGGCCCGGGACCUGGAGGGGGAGGAUGACGUGGACGAUGAAGAUGAGGAUGACGACGAGAACCAGUCAGACUCCGAACCAGAGCCUCCUGUUCUCCUGGUGUCUGACCUUAACGACGACUUCCUAAAUGGCUCGUACCUGACCGUGACCCUACAGCGCCCCCCAAGGGCUAAACGCCACCCCGGCUCCAUCGUACCCAAGCUGGAGGCCGCCAUGUCUCCCAGAACCCACGGCGGCGGUCCAGGUUACGUCCAGCAUAAAACCCUCGGGAAGACGCGGCACAAAAACGGCACGGUCGCCGCCGGCAAUGGCCUGGCCCAGCCCGCCAAGAAUCCAGUCGGCCGGCCGCCUCGUCACCGUAUCAACAAUCCCCACGGCGACACAGCAGACAGGGAGAGAGACACUGCCUCUCCUUCCUCCUCAGACUCCUCGGCCUCCCCCACCCCUCCUCCCCAGUCCUCCCACUCUCCUUCCUCGCUCUUGUCGCUGCCCUCCUUCAAGGAUGUAGGAAAUGAGAAAGGAGGGGAGAAGGAGGUGUGGGUGGCGGUGUUCCUUUACCUGAGCAGAGCCGAGUUGGCUAGCUGUAUGACUGUCUGUAAGGCCUGGUACAAAUGGAGUUGUGACAAGCGUCUCUGGAGUGGUGUGGAUGUAUCGCGUUGUCCCUCGCUCUCCUCCCAGGCCCUGCAGGGCAUCAUCAAACGCCAGCCCACCUCCCUGGACCUCUCCUGGACCCCCGUUUCCAAGAAACAGAUCACCCUGCUCAUACACCGCCUGCCAGGUCUGAAGGAGUUGAUGAUAGCAGGUUGCUCCUGGUCGUCCAUGUCAGCCCUGUCCACCCCCAGCCUGCCGUGCCUCCGUACCCUGGACCUGCGCUGGGCAGAGGGGGUCAAAGACACCCAGAUCAGGGACCUGGUCACACCACCAGGCUGUGACAGUCGGUCUCGGCUGCGUGGCUGUGUGGUGCUGCGUCUAGCCGGCCUGGACAUCAGUGACUCCACCCUGAGGCUGAUUCUCCGUCACAUGCCCCUGCUAGAGCGGCUGGACCUGGCUCACUGCGGAGACCUCACGGACCAGUCCGUCUGCCUGCUCACCGCCGCCGGCACACACACGCGUAACACACUCACGGAGAUCAACCUCUCAGGCUGUAACAAGCUGACGGACGGCUGUCUGGCGUACCUGAAGAGGGCGUCUGGCCUGGUGCUGCUGGACCUGCGGGGCUGCAAAGGUGUGACGCGGCGGGGCUGUGAGGGCUUCAUCUCGGACCUCUCUCACUGCGUCCUGUUCUGUAUGACGGAGGAGAAACUCAUCCAGAGGAUAUCAUAACUGACCCCCCACCCUCGUUCGUACCCCUACGCAAGGGGCACAGAGACCCCACACCAGCCAGGCAGGGGGGAGAGAGGGGGAGCAGCAAACACCCCUCCCCCGAUACGGAGAACAAGCGCUCCAGAAAAGGGGGGGCAAGAAAAGGGUGAAAAGACGUUCACACUCCUCACUUAGGGUGAUAGAAGGAAGACAUGGGGGUUUGAUGGAGGGAGAGGGUAGACUGUGCUGUUGCAGCAUCAUGUGUUUAUUAGGCGGGUUAGGAGUUAUGAAUAGCACAGACACUUGUUAGUGUUGUUCACGCUAGAUGGCUGAAAAUGGGAACCCGAUGGAUUGAAUGUGCGUGUUUGUACGACGUGGUCCCACAAAGCGGUAGAGUGAAUCGGUAUAGAUUUCAGAGGGGGUUGAGAGGGAAGGGGACUGGAGAAGAUUCCGGACAUGACUGGUGUCCAACUAGGUCUAGACUCUAUGCUGAACUUUCCAUGGACUCCUUGGGAAACCGAGCCGUCGAACGGGUGCCAAACCUGUCCUAGAAACCCCCCCGCCCCGCUGUCCCUUCUUUUUCGCACCAUCCUCACCCCUCUCCGUUUGAUACGCUCACAGCCGUGAGUUUUGUUGGAUGAAAACCGUACUGUAUCGCUCAUUAGGGUGCGUCCCAAAUGGAGCCCUAGUUCAAAAGUGGUACACUAUAUAGGGAACAGGGUGCUAUUUGGGACGAAUACAUAGUCUCUCUUCAGUUUUACUUGACUCCACUACCAGCCACUACAGGUCUUAACGUUAUAGUCUUCGAAUUCCCUCAUUUGACAGAAUAUUUUCCUCCUGUCGUAUUCAUCUCUUUCCUUUCUGUCAGUCCUUUUCAGAGGUGUAACGUUUUGUUCAUCCCUUCGCUCUAUCACCCAUAAUGUUAUUGUUGAACCGGAGGGCUCAUGGGAUGCGUCCCAAAUGUCACCCUAGUCCCAGUAUAGUGCACUACUUUUGAAAAAGUAGUGCACUAUAUAGAGAAUAGGAUACCAUUUGGGACGCGAUCUUGGUGAAUUGUGUUGGUUGCCCUACUGCAGUUGCUCAAUGGGCCUGGAACAUGCCUGUAGCAUUGCAAUCAAUGAUAUAAAUAUUUUCUGAAAUGUUUUGCAGAAAUACUUUUUUGUUUGUUGUUCAUUUGUGGUUUUUACAAGAAAAAAAGAGGAAUAAAACAAAUCUUCAAUGAGUA